AUGGUCGAUGCCAAGGGAAGGAACAUGAAAUGUCUGACUUUCUUCUUAAUGCUCCCUGAGUCAGUGAAAAGCAAGUCAAGUAAGAGUGCCAAGAAAGGGAAUGCCAGUGGCAGCUCUAAGCUGCCCCCUGUCUGUUAUGAGAUAAUCACUCUGAGGAGCAAGAAGAAGAAGAUGGCAGCGGAUAUUUUUCCCACCAAAAAGCCAGCGUCCACCAACACAGUGCAACAGUACCAGCAGCAGAACCUCAACAACAACAACACCAUACAGAACUGUAACUGGCAAGGACUCUACUCCACUAUCAGAGAAAGAAACUCCGUAAUGUUCAACAAUGAGCUGAUGGCAGAUGUUCACUUUGUGGUGGGUCAGCCUGGAAGGACCCAGCGGCUGCCGGGACACAGAUAUGUGUUGGCUGUGGGCAGCUCAGUGUUCCACGCCAUGUUUUAUGGUGAACUGGCUGAGAACAAUGAUGAAAUCCAUAUUCCAGAUGUGGAACCAGCAGCAUUUCUGGCAAUGCUGAAGUACAUCUACUGUGACGAGAUCGACCUGAGUGCUGACACAGUGUUGGCCACUCUUUAUGCUGCCAAGAAGUACAUUGUCCCUCAUCUGGCACGUGCAUGUGUCAACUUCCUUGAAACCAGCCUGAGUGCCAAGAAUGCCUGUGUGUUACUCUCGCAGAGCUGCCUGUUCGAGGAGCCAGAGCUGACACAGCGCUGCUGGGAGGUGAUUGAUGCCCAGGCAGAGCUGGCGUUACGCUCGGAGGGCUUCUGCGACAUCGACACCCAGACCCUGGAGAGUAUCCUACAGCGAGAGACACUUAAUGCUAAAGAGAUAGUGGUAUUUGAGGCGGCGCUCAGCUGGGCUGAGGCUGAAUGCCAGAGACAGGACCUCACCUCGUCGACUGACAACAGGCGUAAGGUUUUGGGCAAGGCUGUGUACCUGAUACGUAUCCCUACGAUGGCUCUCGAUGAUUUUGCCAACGGAGCGGCCCAGUCGGGUGUGUUGACGCUUAACGAGACUAAUGACAUCUUCCUGUGGUACACAGCAGCCAAGAAGCCUGAGAUGCAGUUUGUCAGCAUGCCUAGGAAGGGCCUGACACCCCAGCGCUGCCACAGAUUCCAGUCAUGUGCAUACCGAAGCAAUCAGUGGCGCUAUCGGGGCCGCUGUGACAGCAUACAGUUUGCAGUGGAUAAAAGAGUUUUUAUCGCAGGGUUUGGACUGUAUGGAUCUAGCUGUGGCUCAGCAGAGUACAGUGCCAAGAUUGAGUUGAAACGCCAAGGAGUACUGCUGGGACAACACCUCAGCAAAUACUUCUCUGAUGGUUCCAGCAACACUUUCCCAGUAUGUUUUGAGUAUCCAGUACAGAUCGAGCCUGACACCUUCUACACUGCCAGUGUGGUUCUGGAUGGGAAUGAGCUCAGCUACUUUGGACAGGAAGGGAUGACAGAGGUGCAGUGUGGGAAAGUGACAUUUCAGUUCCAGUGCUCCUCGGACAGCACUAACGGCACUGGGGUGCAGGGGGGACAGAUUCCUGAGCUCAUCUUUUACGCUUGA
This is a messenger RNA of Cyclopterus lumpus (lumpfish), 1551 nucleotides long. RefSeq names its product BTB (POZ) domain containing 3b (gene btbd3b). Gene Ontology annotation, molecular function: protein binding. The record is from RefSeq and is a predicted model, not a curated record. The transcript is spliced from 4 exons. Gene Ontology annotation, cellular component: cytosol. NCBI's taxonomy places the organism in Eukaryota, Metazoa, Chordata, Actinopteri, Perciformes, Cyclopteridae. Gene Ontology annotation, biological process: dendrite morphogenesis; neurogenesis; cerebral cortex development. The coding region runs from base 1 to 1551 and encodes 516 amino acids.